Prorocentrum cordatum is the source of this 1848-nucleotide messenger RNA. The record is from the annotation of a GenBank genome assembly. Lineage: Eukaryota; Dinophyceae; Prorocentrales; Prorocentraceae.
GCUCUCGAGAGCCUCCGGCUCGACGUGGAGGCCGUGUUCGACAGGCACAGGGACCUCCAGCAGACGCCGCCUCUCCCCACGGGGGAGAACGGCGGCUGCGCGCCGCCGCUCCCCGACAGGGUGCCGGAGCUCCUCUUCCACCCGGUCGGCAUCCAGCCCUCGGACACGGAGCGGCUCCCGAUCCCCGCGCGCCACGCCAGGAAGUCUCGGGUCAGCAUCUCCGAGGCACCGGAGUAUCUCAUGCCUGCAGGCAUGCCUGGCAGCAUGCCCAGCAUGCUUGAGACGCCAAGGCAAUCCCUGAGGCCGUCCCAGCAGUCCCAGAGGAAAUCGAACAGGGCAAGCCUGGCCAGCAUGUCGAGCGCUGGGGCUAUGAGGAGAUUGAAGAGGGAACGCACGUCGUUCCUGAAAGAGAGUGAUACGAAUUGGAUGCAUUCCCUGGUAGAGGAACCGCGCAGGUCGACUCAACUUCAACGUGCGAUGUCGCAGAGGCUGUCAGAUGUGCGCAACAGGUUUAUAUUCAGAAGAGGAUCACAAGACUUCGUACCAAAGCUCGUGAGGCGCACCGAGUUUGAGCUCGCGCGGGCUGUAAUGAUGAUUCUGGACGCUGUGCUUGUCGUGUGUGAAAUGCAGGAUGCUGCGAAUCGUGCAAGCUCCAGCUUUCAUAGCUCCCCAGGUGGCAUCAGCGACCGGCUGGUUUUCACUGUGCUUCUUGACGUUUCUUGCGGUCUCUUUCUCUUUGAUCUUUGCCUGAGAUUUUUGGCUGGCCGGUUUGACCCGAGCGCCGGUGUUGGUUUGGGCUGGCAGACGUUCCACGUUGUGGUCGUGAUCGCGCAGCUUCUUCAGGCCAUCGGACAGCACUCGCACCGGCACCAGAGGUCCCACUCGCAGUACAGGGUCGUACUCACGAUGCUCUCCACGCUGCGCCUGGUCAGGGUCCUGUCCCUCGUGAUACUGACCGACGUGAUCCGCCAGCACCGCUUCUUCCGGGAGCUGCGCAUCAUGGUCCUCUCGCUCACAGGGGCGGUCAAGGCCAUGGUCUGGGCCAGCCUCCUGGCCUUCAUGUUCCUGCUCAUCUUCGGCGCCGUGCUGUCCGAGGGCACUCUGGCCUUCCUGACGCGGAACGGGCCGUCCGAGGCGGGGAGGGUGGACGAGUCGCUCGUGCCCCUGUGGGAGCACUUCGGCUCGCUCUUCGACGCCGUGCUGACGCUCUUCCAGGUGAUCUCCGGCGGCGUGGACUGGGAGUUUGUGUGGGCGAACUUGGGCACGCUCGGCUGGGGCUUCAGGGGCCUACUCCUGUUCUUCAUCGGCUUCUCUCUCAUCGCUCUGAUGAACGUCGUCACGGCAGUCAUGCUGGAAAGCACGCAAUUGCGGUGUAAGGCCGAUCGCGGGUUGGUGGUCCAGAGCGAGAUCAUAGAAAAGAUGGACUACCUCAACACCAUGAGGAAUAUAUUCGAGGAGCUCGAUGAAGAGAAGACCGGUCAAAUCGACCAGGAGACGUUACGGAGGCGCAUGCAAGAACCCGAGAUCGGCGCUUACUUCAGUCAAUUGGGAGUGGACUCUGAACAGGUGGGCAAGCUGUUCCACCUCCUCGACACAAACAAAACUGGGACCAUCGAUUCCGAGGAGUUCAUGUUCGGGUGCUUGAAGUUUCGAGGCGAGGCCAAGCGAGUGGAUGUCGCCGUGUUGCAUCGGGAGCUCAUCUGGAUCCACGACGAGCUGGAGAUCUUGGCCAAGCAGCUGGAUCCACGAGGGCACCAAACCAGAACCAGCCCAUUCGGUGAUGACAUGCUCCAUGUUCAUAAGCAUCGGACUUCUAGCUCGGGCAGCAUGGAGGAGCGAAGCCCCUGA